Aspergillus puulaauensis is the source of this 918-nucleotide messenger RNA. Its product is annotated as lipase family protein. The transcript is spliced from 4 exons. Gene Ontology annotation, biological process: lipid metabolic process. The record is from RefSeq and is a predicted model, not a curated record. Bases 1 to 918 code for a protein of 305 amino acids. Lineage: Eukaryota; Fungi; Ascomycota; Eurotiomycetes; Eurotiales; Aspergillaceae.
AUGCAUCUCCUUCUCUUCUUCAGCGCAAUAUGGCUAGUUCAUUGCACUGUUCCUCCGAACCUUACUGGUAGAGAAAUCUCUCCUUUGCUCCUCACCGACCUUACCCUUCUCUCCCAGUACUCUGCUGCCGCAAGCUGCAGGGAAAACUUCAACGCUUCUGCUGCUGGGUCUCCUGUGUACUGCGCCGCCGAGUACUGUCCACUCAUCGAAGCCGCCAACACAGAGAUCCUCUACGCAUUCUCUGGCAUUCUACCCGGUGAUACAACAGGCUAUAUAGCCGCCGACCACACAAACUCGCUCCUCGUCGUCUCCUUCCGCGACACCAUGUCCGACGUAAACCGCAACACUUAUCUCGAAUUCGGGCAACUAGACAUAACCUCCACGUGCCCAGGAUGCCGCGCACAUAAGGGGUUCUGGUAUGCAGCUACGGCUGUAAAUAGGGCGUUGAGAAGGUUUAUAUGGCUUGCGAGGCUUACGCACCCGGGGUAUAGACUUGCCGUGACGGGACAUAGUCUGGGGGGAGCCAUUGCGACGAUCUAUGCCGUCCAUUUGAGGGGGGAUCGGAUUGGGGUCGAUUUGUAUACGUUCGGCGCGCCUUCGGUUGGGAACUAUGCUCUCGCCAAUUUCACCACGGAGGGGGAACAGGACCGAGGGACUAACUACCGUGUGACGCAUCUAGAUGAUGAAAUCCCGAAGGUGCUGUAUCGUGCUUCGAGAGAGCCGGUUCUCAGCUUGUUUAUGCCCGAGUAUAGCCAGUUGGCACCGGAGUACUGGAUUACGUCUACCAAUGGGAAGGAUGUUGCAGUGGGAGAUGUGCAGGUUAUCGAUGGUGUGAAUAGCGAAGAGGGGAACUUGGGCGUAGGAUGGGGUAAUUUGAAGGAUCAUUCGUGGUAUCUGGGGAGUACGAACGUUUGUUGA